AUGGCACCACAAAUAGAUGAACUGAAAAUUGACUUAAAGAAGUGGGAACAUAGCUUCAUAAAAGACCGAGGAAGAGAACCAACAAAGGAUGACAUUAAACGAUUGCCUGAUGUGAAAAAGUUGUACAAGCAGUAUUCUGCCUUGAAGAAAGGGAAUACGUCACAAGACACCAAAGAGAGGGUAUUUGCAGAAAAUCGAUCUCCAAAAAAGAACCUAGCAGCCUCUUUAGAAAGCAUAUCACUGGUAGAGUUGGGGCCGACACCGCAGAUCCAUGGCAAGGCAAUGAGCAUAUUUGAGAUGGGGAUUUCCCCAAUCAAACAACCCAAUCCAAUGGAUGAAACACUAGAUCAUCCAUUCGCUGUAGUUCCAACGUCUAAAAGUGGCUAUUUUUGGUCUGAUAGGGACGACGAAAAGAGCGUGAAGAGGCAACUGCAAUUCACAGAUACGAUACCCAAUUCAUCGCCCUUCAAAAAUCAACAAGUACAUCUCCGACCUAAAUAUUAUGGCCCAAAUUCCCCUCUAAAACUAUCCGACACAAAUAUUGAACUCAGUCUUGUACAAUGGCAGCCUAUUAGAGGUACUCCGAGAAAGCAUAAGACAGAUGUCAAUGAGAUCAAUUCCUUCAGUCCCUCUCCUUUGGUAAAGAGACCACUUACAAAGUCACUGCUUGAACUAGUACAAGAGCAGGAAGCUAUUGUCGAAGAAUUCAAAAAUAUGAGUGCUGAGCACGACUCUUUAAUGAACCUGGAACAGAGUACAGAACCGGAGGAGCUUUCCGAGCAAGAGACCGCUGGACAAGGUCCUAGUAAGCCCAAAAGAAGAAUUCUGCGAAGAUUUGCGCCAGCUGCCACUCAUGAGACUGUGAAAAGAAACAUUUCGGAAGAAUUGAUCAAAUUGAAGCAAAGACAUGUCAAUGAGUUCUACGGAAACCAGGUCUUUGCGGAACCUGAGGAGAGUGAACAGCAUGAGAAAGAUCCGAACAAAGCAGAGAACACGACUGUAAAGAAGACUGUAAAGCGGAAAAACAAGAAGUAUAAUCUGGUGAGCAACAACUUUAAGAGACUCAGAUUACCAAAAAAGGGCUCUUCCAAAAAGUUUUGGGGUAAGAGAAGAAGAUAA
Messenger RNA from Zygotorulaspora mrakii, 1119 nucleotides. RefSeq names its product Sld2p (gene SLD2). Gene Ontology annotation, biological process: mitotic DNA replication preinitiation complex assembly; DNA replication; double-strand break repair via break-induced replication. The coding region runs from base 1 to 1119 and encodes 372 amino acids. The transcript has a single exon. Gene Ontology annotation, cellular component: DNA replication preinitiation complex. NCBI's taxonomy places the organism in Eukaryota, Fungi, Ascomycota, Saccharomycetes, Saccharomycetales, Saccharomycetaceae. The record is from RefSeq and is a predicted model, not a curated record. Gene Ontology annotation, molecular function: DNA replication origin binding; single-stranded DNA binding.